Prosopis cineraria is the source of this 1833-nucleotide messenger RNA. Its product is annotated as cytochrome P450 94B3-like. Gene Ontology annotation, molecular function: oxidoreductase activity, acting on paired donors, with incorporation or reduction of molecular oxygen; monooxygenase activity; iron ion binding. NCBI's taxonomy places the organism in Eukaryota, Viridiplantae, Streptophyta, Magnoliopsida, Fabales, Fabaceae. The record is from RefSeq and is a predicted model, not a curated record. The transcript has a single exon. The coding region runs from base 61 to 1545 and encodes 494 amino acids.
CCUUCUGUUCUGAUUCUGAGCCAUUCCCGUGGCAGCUUCACUGUCCAUGCUAAUAGUAAUAUGGUACCCAUACUCAUCUUCUUAUUCAUCCUUUUCAACAUAACGCUAAGGGAGUUCCGGCGUCUUCCAGCUUUCUCCGGCCACCAGGGUCCGCCAACCUAUCCUCUCAUCGGAUGCCUAGUUCCCUUUUACAAGAACCGCAACCGCCUCCUUGAUUGGUACACUCACCUCCUCUCUCACUCACCCACUCUCACUAUCGUCCUUCGUCGUCUAGGUACACCGACCACCAUUGUCACUGCCAACCCACAAAACGUAGAGUAUAUCCUCAAAACUAACUUCAACAACUUCCCAAAGGGCAAGCCCUUCACGGACAUCCUCGGUGAUUUUCUCGGCCAUGGCAUCUUCAACGUGGAUGGCGAGCUGUGGCAGACUCGACGUAAACUAGCCUGCCACGAGUUCACCUCAAGGUCCUCGGGGGAUUUCGUUGAGCACACGUUGGAAGAAGAAGUGAAUGAGAGGCUUGUGCCGGUGCUUGAGAGCUUGUCCAAGAGAAACCAAAUCGUGGAUUUGCAAGAUUUGCUUGGGAGAUUCUCGUUCAACGUGAUCUGUAAAUUCACAAUAGGGAUCAACAUGUGUUGCUUGGAUCCUUCUUCGCCCAUUUCGCCUCUGGCAAGAGCUUUUGACGUAGCAUCGGAGAUAUCUGCGAGACGUGGGGCAGCACCUUUGUUUUUGAUCUGGAAGAUGAAGAGAUGGCUUGGUGUUGGAUCUGAACGGAAGCUCAGAGAGGCUGUCGAAGAAGUUCGGAGUCAUGUCAUGGAAAUGAUUCGUGACAGGAAGAAGAAGAUGAAGGCAAGAGAGGAGGCUGGCGAUGAGGAUCUCUUAUCACGGCUUGUAUGUGCAGGUCAACAAGAGGAGGCGAUCAGAGAUAUGAUGAUAAGCUUCAUACUAGCAGGUAGGGACACGACAGCUGCAGCUUUGACAUGGUUCUUCUGGUUGAUUUCCCAUCAUCCUGAAACGGAGCAUCGGAUUGUGAAAGAGACAGAAGACAAGACAGGAGACUCAUUAGAUUAUGAAUCUCUGAAGAAUCUUGAGUUUUUAAAGGCUUGUCUUUGUGAGUCGAUGAGGUUAUACCCACCUGUGGCCUGGGAUUCUAAGCAUGCAAUAGCAGAUGAUUUGUUGCCAGAUGGCACUAGGGUCCGAGCAGGAGAUAAAGUAACGUAUUUUCCUUACGGGAUGGGAAGGAUGGAAGCACUGUGGGGAAAGGAGUGGUUCGAGUUUAGACCGGAUCGUUGGUUCAUUGAAACAGACGAGAACAAGAGGAAUAAGGUUUCAGCGUUCAAGUGUCCAACGUUUCAGGCUGGUCCUAGAACGUGUCUUGGGAAAGAAAUGGCUUUCAUUCAGAUGAAGUACGUGCUGGCUUCAAUCCUCAGGAGAUUCAAGAUCAGAGCUGUCAGCCAAGACAAGCCUAUAUUCGUGCCAUUUCUCACGGCACACAUGGCCGGCGGUCUGAAGGUGCUUGUUUCCAAGAGGGUGAACCCCCCUUAAAUAGGCUUUAAAUUAUAAAACUUUAGUUAAUGCGUGCGUGCCAUUAUUUCUCCUUUUUUUUUUCGGGUGUAUGAAACAAUUGUAAACUCAUACAGUGAAGUUUUCGACACGUUUAGCAGCGGAAUCCAAAUAAUUGAACAUGCUCAUGAUCACCGUCAUCACUCCCUGCAAAACAUGCUAAGAGCAAAUGCAUCAUCAUUGUUGUAAUUUAUAAAACAUGGUCAAAUUAUAUUGCAUAUGGCCGUUCCAAUUGAUUAUUUAUUUCACAUGCAAUGGUCCACUCUGCGC